UACGCUCACACAACUGCUGUUUGUUUGAGAAGCAACAGGCAGGUGAACGACAGUGAGAGGAGGUUAGAUCAAAGGUGAAAUAAUCAUUUUUAAUGUCCUGCUUUGCUGAAACCCCCUUUCACAAUGAACUGGUUUCAAACCAUCAUUUUUGGAUACGUCUUCACUGCCUGUGUUUUAUUGGAACCAUGUGUGUUACAAGCUACUUCAACACAGAGCAACAUCACCACAGCUGACAGUUUCAUAGAGUUUGACUCAGUCCCUGACAAAGUGGCAGAUGGUUCAGUGGUCCGUGUGCGGUAUCAGUGCUCCAGGCCAUGUCAGCUCGUAGUGGAAGUUGUGUUGUCAGCGUUAAGAAAGACAGAUUUGGUGGUCUUCAGGAGAAAAUGGAUCAGCAGCAAACCUCGAGUACUCAGGGUCCAGCAGGUGUUACUCAGACUGCCGCAAUCUGUGUCCCAUCACAGCAAUGUUUUCCAAAGGCACACGUUAGACUCCCAGAACGUGACGCUUCAAGCAUGGUUGGAUUAUUUAAAAAAUGGCAGUGAAAUCGGCUCCAUGUUGAGGAUCUAUAAAGUGCAGCAGGUCGUGCAGCUCUCCUUGUGGCGGAGAACAGCCCCCGCUAAAUGCCCGUCAUGGUCUGCUCAACUCAUGUCGCUGAUGUCCAGCAGCAGAAUCCAUCAGUGCCCACAUGAGUCAGACGUGAUAGAUAUGCUAAAAUUCCCUCUGGCAAGCACUGGAGAGCACUUCGGGGUGGUCCGUAGGUUCCAGCCUUUCAUCAACGAAGCCCUGGAGAGAGCCCGUCUUCAUGCUGUAACAGAGCCCAGCGUCACCUUCUCCGUGUGGAUCUACCUGCUAAAAUGGUGUCAGAAAAACCUCUGUGGGAUCGUCCAUCAUGUGGACAGGAAACAUCUAUUUGACUCGCUGCUGAUACAGCUCUCAGAAACAGGAGACAUCAUAAUUCAGGCCCGACUGAAAAGCGGGGAAGAUGAAGCAUUCAAAGCCGUCCUAAUGUUGCCCCUGUGGAACUGGAUUAGAUUGGACUGUUACAUAGUGGACUCAAAGGUGCUGCUGAAUGUAACCUGGGAUGAUAAGAGCCACCAAUAUGAAUAUGUAUUUCAGAACAGUAUUCAUUAUGAUGACACUGAUGGAUACUUUGUGAUUGGGGGAGGCAGAUACAUGCCAGGCAUCCGUGGCUACUUCGGGCCUUUCAAGUAUUAUCGUUUUGGAACCAAUGAGAUAAAAAAUCAACUUCACCUCAUGCCAGCAGCACAGGAGCUGGACAGGGCUCACAUGGAGUGUCAGGAAAUAAGAGGCUUUACGAUAGCUUUUCUGCAGCAAAUAGCUGAGAGUCACCUUCUGUCCCUGACCAACAAAGCUGUCUGUUCAAACAACCUGACACAUUGGACUCAGUUCGAUACCAAGAAGGCAACAUGCACACAGACAUGGAGCAUGGAAGAACAACUAAAAUACAAAACUCUAUUUCAUUUCCUCCAAGGAGAGGAAGGAAUUACCCAAACAGGACAUUUGGGUUUGAAAAACCUUGGAAGUGUUUUGUUUGAGCAAACGAUUAACUCAGAGUUCCUUGUGGAGGAGAAACAAAUUAAGAUCCCUUCUGAAUCGAUGGCUCUGUUGCAAGCAUCCUCCUGCUUUGGAAAUCACAGAGCGUCUCUGUUGUUGGCCACCAUCUUCCUGUCUGGCCUGGGUUACCCAGCCAAUCAAGAACAGGGUCAUGUCUAUAGUUUGAUUGGGGCCUCUGGCGAUGACCGUUUCGCCCUGAUGCAUGCAGGGUUCAAGCACACGCAUGGACUUGAUGGAUUUCCUGAAGACUUGGACAUGGCUUACGGCUACUAUUCCAACGUUGGAGCACAGAGCUGCAUUGACGGCUCUCGAGUGCACGAGUUUAAGCAAUACACACCUCCGCUUAUCUAUUUAGGAAAUGAGGAGGAUCUAAACACCCUGACUGACGAGUCCAGUGAUGUUUUUCAGUAUUUAAGAUUCCAAGCAGAAAGGGGAGACCCUGAAGCCCAGAGACGUCUGGGAACAAUGCUUUACUGGGGACAAAAUGGAGUCUCCAAAGACAUAGCGAGCGCGGUGAAGUGGUUCAGGAGGAGUGCCAUGCAAAUGAAGAAUCCGGCGGCAGUCUACGACUACUCCAUCCUACUAAUGAAGGGCCUGGGAGUGAAGAGAAACUACACUCAAGGUUUUCAGCUUCUGAAAAAAGCAGCAGCAAUGGGCUCAAUCAGUGCCCUGAAUGGCUUGGGCUGGUACCAUGGGAUUGUGCUGAAGGACCACAGAAAUGCAAUAAAAUACUUUGAACAAGCAGCCUUAAAUGGGAGCGAUGAUGGGAUGUUCAACCUGGGAAUUUAUCAUCUCAGUGGGGAAAACCCUGACAAUCCAUGGAGGAAUGAGAGUGCUGCAUUUGAGCAGUUUCUGAACGCCUCUCGCUUCGGCCACGUAGCUGCAUCAGUGGAAGCAGCGUGGUACCUUUCGACAGGAAGCCUGGAGGGCGUUGCUCAGGAUGUGAAGAGGGCUGUGACAUUGCAACAAAAGGCCUGCAAACAGAACGGCCACCUUGGAUUUAUGAUCAGGGAGGCUCUUCAGGCCCACCUCAAGGGAGCUCGGGAGAAAGCACUUCUUAAGUACAUUUUGGCUGCUGAAACCGGCCUCGGUUUAGCCCAGAGUAACGUCGCUCACUUGUGUGAGGAGCUGGGCUUCGGUUAUGACUGUCUGUGGAGAUAUCAAAACCACUCUAUAUUAAACUCUGAUCCUCAUCCGUCCACCCUGCUGAAAAUAGGAGACUACUACUACCAUUCCUCCAGCGCGCACGGAAACUCAUUAUCCUUGGCUGAGCAGGCCGUAUCAAUGUAUAGCAGAGCGGCUCUGGCACGCAGCCCUCAGGGAAUGUUCAACUUAGCCGUUCUGGCUCAAAAAGGCCACAUCCUUCCACAGAGCGUCCUUGCUGCCUUCAAUGCAUCGCGUUGGGAUGGAGUGGAGUCUGUGACGGAGAAGAUUUUAAAAAGAUGUACAGAGAUUGAGAAUGAUGAGGCAGUUACACCCUGUUCUUUAGCUCUGCUCGGACUCCAGAUGGGAAAAGCCUGGAGGAGCGUGACUCACAGCCCAGCACAGCUCCUUUUGGCAUAUGCAUCCAUGGUGUCCAUGAUUGUUGUUGUAGUUGUGGUGCCUUUGCAGGACCUUCUUGAGCGAAGAAGUAAGACAUCUGCUCUGAGGAGGAGGAGGACAGCUCCUGUGAGCCAAACAGACCAGGCAGACGACAUGGGGAGAGCAGCAGGGAGUGCAUGGCUGACUCUGCAUGACGAAGAGUGGCUCAGACAGGCCAGCGAUUUGGCUGUGACUCUAUCUGGUGUGUGUCUCAGUGCUUUCUGGACUACACUCCUCUAUCAUCUCCUGCGACAGACAAUUCCCAGCACGGUGAUCCAAUAGCCACAGAAAAAAAAAAACAUUAUUGGAAAAGCAUACAUUUAGAGGCUACCUUUCAUGGACUAUUUGUGUUUCUGAGCCAUGUGACUCAUUUAAGGACAUAAAGGAGAAUAAUAAGAGUCAUUAUGAGUGAGAGCAGUGUCACCUGAUGGCUGACAAUGUCUCCUCAGUAGCAAUAUUUAGGGUUUUAUCUUUAUUAAAAAUAAACCACUUAUCACAGAGUUCAGUGAAGUAUCCCUGACUGUAUUUUUUAAGGUGUGGAUGGUUGGCAGGAGUUUGGACCUUCUAUUAUAUUGCAUGUUAGACAAAAGCAGAUAUAAAGUCUAUAGCUAUGUAUUAAAAAAAAAAAAAAAAAAAGAUUCCACCUUAGUGAUGAUAA
Molecule: messenger RNA, 3814 nt
Organism: Cyprinodon tularosa
Lineage: Eukaryota; Metazoa; Chordata; Actinopteri; Cyprinodontiformes; Cyprinodontidae
Product: protein sel-1 homolog 3
Exons: 24
Coding region: 124-3438 (1104 amino acids)
Molecular function (GO): protein binding
Source: RefSeq, a predicted model, not a curated record